Messenger RNA from Dicentrarchus labrax (European seabass), 4856 nucleotides. RefSeq names its product solute carrier family 22 member 15 (gene slc22a15). The record is from RefSeq and is a predicted model, not a curated record. Gene Ontology annotation, molecular function: transmembrane transporter activity. Bases 48 to 1550 code for a protein of 500 amino acids. The transcript is spliced from 13 exons. Gene Ontology annotation, biological process: transmembrane transport. Gene Ontology annotation, cellular component: membrane. NCBI's taxonomy places the organism in Eukaryota, Metazoa, Chordata, Actinopteri, Moronidae.
GCGGUGGCGAUGCUAAAGCAGAGAGCCGCCUGACCGCCCUGCCUGGGAUGGAUUUAGAAGAAGCUUUUAAAGUUGUCGGCGAGUUUGGACCCUACCAGAAGCGGGCGGUGGCUGUCCUUGUUCUGACACAGGUGUACAUGGCCUGUCAGUCCAUGCUGAUCGUUCUGGUUGGAUCUACGCCAGAGUACCGCAUCGAGCAGCAGGACGGCGUCCCACCCGGCCAGCAGGAGCUCCUCCAACGUGUCGUCUUUACAGAGGACAUCGACACCAUAGUGACAGAGUGGUUUCUCGUCAAGCAGCAGGCUUACAAGGUCAGUCUAGCUGGAUCGCUGUUCUUCGCCGGGCUUCUGGUCGGGAACAUCGUCUUUGGGCCGCUGUCUGACAGGAUUGGUAGGAGACCUGUCUACUUGACAGGUCUGUUUUUUGAGGUGGUCUUUGGUUAUGUGACUGCCUUCGCACCCAGCUAUGAGGUCUUCGCCGUGUCUCGUCUCUUAGUGGGGCUGAUGAACGGCGGCAUCGGGCUUGUCUGCUUCGUCCUCACUCAGGAGUACGUGGGCAAGUCCUACUGGGCCAUGACUGGGACGUUGACCAGUAUGUCUUUUGCGGUCGGCAUCGCUCUGUUUGGAGCUCUGGGCUACUUCAUCCAGCCGUGGAGGAACCUGGCCACAGCGGCCAACUCGUCCGGUGUCCUUUUCUUCCUGCUGUCUGUCACUCUUCCAGAAUCUCCUCGUUGGCUGUAUUCUCAGGGUCAGACAAGGCAAGCUGAGGAGGUUCUGCGCUACAUGGCUCUGAGGAACGGCAACGCUGCCAACAACCUGAUGCUGCAACGUGUCGGUGCUGCUAAACCCGGUAACCAUGUCAACAAGGGCGCGGGUGUCCUGCAGCUGGUGAUCCAUCCGGUCCUCCGUCUGAGGACCAUGGUGCUCAUGUAUGUCUGGUAUGCAUGCAGUCUGGUGUACUACGGUCUGACUCUGGGGGCCAGCGACACGUCUGGUAGCCGUUAUGUGAACGUAGCCAUGUACGGCCUGGUGGAGCUGCCCGCCUAUCCGCUCUGCAUAUACUUCAUCAACAAACACUGGGCUGGCAGGAGGAAAAGCAUGGCCAGUUUCCUGUGUCUGGCCGGAUCCGCCUGCCUCUGCACCAUGUUUAUCCCCGAAAACACAGGGACCUUGCUGAGUGUCACGUCAUUGGCGCUUCUGGGAAAACUGAUGGUCAGUGCAGCAUUCAACAUUGCCUACGUUUACACCUCUGAACUCUACCCUACAGUAAUCAGGAACGCUGGUUUAGGAGUUUGCUCUAUGUCGUGCAGAGUUGGAGGAAUCCUUGCACCAUUUGUUCCUUCCAUGCGGGCUCUCCACACCUCCCUGCCCUUCACUGUGUUCUGUCUUAGCGGUCUGUCUGCAGGCUGUCUGGGCCUCCUGCUGCCUGAAACCCUCAACGGACCUACUGCAGAGACUCUGGAGGAGCUCAGCAGCCCGACCCACAGCCGAGUGCUGGAGAGCAAGGCUCUUUUGUAUGAAGAUGAGGAAUGGAAAUCAAACCACAAAUGAAGCCAGCGACCUCGUCUUUACUGCCGGAGCAGCUCUGAGCAGCGAGACAGAUUGUCCACACCUCAGUCCUCAUGGAACUGCUGCCUCAAAAGGGUGAACUGUCCCUUUAAUUAACUUGAAGGACUGAUCACUUUUAUAUCUGUGGACUGUGACAAUUUAAAUGCAGCAAGGACAUAGAUGCUGUCCAGAGCUUCAGGAAGAGGGCGUUGUUGACUGACGCGAAGGUUUGUUCUGUAUGUAAUUUUACAGAAAAUCCAGACAGUUGAUCCCCUGCCUUUUUAUUUGAUUUCCUGAAUGUGGUCAUGGUGUUUGUGCCUUACUUGGAGGUAGACAUCGAGAGAGACAGUCACUAUGUGACAGGGCAGAUAUGUGACUUGCAUUACAUUCCAGAGAUUGCUGGGACGUUUGAAAAUCAAACUCAAAAGUGGGACUGAACGGCUGGCUAAGCAAAAAAGGACAGCGUUCUGCUCCCGAGUUUAUAAAAUGGAGGUUAUAUGGAUGAGUUAUAUGACAUGCUAACUUUAAACAUGUUAAUAUUCCUCAAAAUACAGUUGAGUUACAUGUUUAGGACCUCACUGAAAUUCAGGAUUAAAUGUGCUCCACACCCAACCGUGAAAUCUUUCUCUUGUGUCUCUGGCACAUAGCUCUGUCACGUGCUGGUGUUAGCAUACAGUGCUGUGUGUGUGCCCAGAGGCAAACCAGCAUUGGAGACUGCCUCAUCCAAUACAUGCUUACAGUUGCUAAGCGUAUACUUGGGUGUAACAUUAGCGGUUGAUCUUGUAGUAUUUUUAUAAAUGUACGUUAAAACCUUCUAGCUGGGGUUUGUUCUGUGUCUGACUCUGUGAAAGGUUACGGUACAUGUUCAAACCUGUGACACUGAAACUAGAUGCCCUGAACUUUAACCUGCUGAUCCAUUAGUACGCCAUCAUACAGGCUGUAGUUUCAGUUCAGUUUCAGAUCUGACCAUUGAGGCAUUAAGUGUAAACCAGUGAGCUGUCAGCUAUUGAGAGGAAGUUUGAUUUAAUCUGGCGGCAGAAAGGUGGAAUUGUUCAAAAAAAGACUUUGGUUGGUUUAUUUACACUUACUCACAGAUACAGGGGGAAGUUUCAGGGGGAGUUUGUAUGAUAAAAGAAACAAUGCAUUUUCUGUUAGGGUAUGAUCUCCUGCCGGCUCUUGGGGACUUGCUGGUCGCUUUUGUUUAUAUUUGCUGGCCAUGACAAUCCACCACCACAAUCCACUCUGAUACAAGCUAAAAUAUGGGAUCAGGAGUCAGCGAGUACGCAUGUCUGUGUGACUCUGAUUGGCUAACCCUGAUAUUCUUCAAUCUAUACGUUUGUGGCCUAACUACAGUGGUACUAGAGCAUCCUUUUGAAGGAAGUACUGGCAGCUACAGGGGUGGGCACUAGGUGUGACAGCAAGAAACGUUGUGUUGGUUAAACAACAAUGUCGCCUCCCGUAGAGGUUAGUGUAGAUGCCAGUGAGUUAGUUUUUCUUCUCUGAAAGAAGAGCAAAGAACAGUGCUGAAUAGUUUUCUCGAUGGAAAAGAUAUUUUCACUCUUGGUGUGUUGAUCUGAUUGGUUAAAGUACGCCUGUGAUAGACGGUGAUAGUCAGAUGGUUCAUCCAGCCCUUUUUCAAACAAUUUCCAACAAACACUUUCCAGAUGGUUCUUUGUGUAACAAACCAUCAGGUUAAACCAAUCUAACCAACCCAAACCAGCGAAGGCAACCAGCAUUAGCCAAUCAUGUUUUAGAGCCGUUUUGUCAAUCUCAUGAGGGUCUGGACAAAGUCAAGCACUUAAAUUGGGUAGAAAAAGGCAGAUACAACUUCAAACUAGUACAAUCGUGUUACAGGGAACCUGAUGUCAGUGCUCACCCACAUACAUUGUGUCCUAAAUGAUGAGUUUAUCAGUUGUCCAUCAUCAUCAUCUGCCUACCUACAUAGAAAACUCACUGGAGAUCUGAUGUAUUUCUUAAACAGCCAUGCAGCUCAAAGGGUUGCUGUACGUUUUGAAAGAUCUUGUUAUUCCAGUUGCUUUUUACGGAAGUUCUCCAGACCUGUAUGAGCUCGAUGAGAUGGCCGCUUGAGAUCACGGAAAUUGAGACGGAUGAGCACAUUUAAUCACAUGGAUUUAGUUUUCACAAUGAAUAAUGAUUCUCCAGACCAAUCCUACAUAUUUCAUGAGCUACCAUGAUUGUAAUGCGCACUCCACAGUUAUGAAUGUCUAAAGACCAAAUGCACCAUCUCAUUUAAAUUCAAGGUAGAACUCUGACAGGUUAAAUUAUGGAUGGAUAAAUAGCACUGCAGGUAGGAGGGAAAACAUGUAUUUUUGAUUUUGGGAUGAACUCUCCUGUUCAGCUGUAUCAUACUAGCAAAACUUUAGGACUAGAAACUCUAAUUAAAAUAACGAUUGAAUUUACUAUUAAAUGAACAUCAUGGAAUACACGGCAGCUAUUUAAUCAGCUAUUUAAUAAAUUAGUCAAAGCUUUAAUCGUUUAAUCAUUGAGUCAUGAUCACGCAGCAUUACAACCUGAAGGUCAGUCAGGAACUAAUCCUUUAUCUACUGUGUAGCAAAGAUUUGUAGUUUGUGGGAGACAGUGGGACAAGUGUGGCAUUUCACCCCCAACUGUGGGACCAUUAUGUUUAUUGUUUAUGUAGAAGAGGAAGAAGCCCUGCACACAGUGUGUGUACGGUGAAGCAAGAGGUGCUGGUAGCCGUAAGACAAUUAUAUGGUGAGUUUAAAAUAAACCACCAGAGGAUGUGGUCAUGAUGGAGAACAUUGCAUCAACAUUUGCAUGAGAAAGUCAGGUUUUGCUCGACUCUCAGGCUCAUGACAAGAUCCAAGCUAAUGCAUAGAAUAGAACACAUUAUUUAAUAAUGGGACCAACCUGUGUCAAACAGCAGAAAUAGUCAUCAGUCAAACUACCACUCUGGGCAAAACUUUUAAAAGUGCAUUAAACCAUUUGAACAAACCCUUCCUACCUUUUUGUGAAACUGAGCUUGAACUACAGCGGCUGUAACAUCCCCCACAAGUUUUCCCUGCAACUAAAGAUGUAAACACUUGACGAGCAUUUUGCCUCCUGUGCCUUUAACUCUGAAGUGUUAAACUAUAUAUUAGAUAUUAUUGAUAUGUAAUUAAAGAUUAAGAUAUUAGAAAACAAAUGUUGACUGAGAUGUUUUAUAUGCCAUCAUUUUGUAUUGUGUACAAUCAUGCUAUUCCAAUGUGUUCCAUGAAGAUAUACUGUAUGGGUCCUUAAAAUGUUCAAUGAUCUAUUUCUGUUAAAGGCAGUAAACGUUCCAACAGUGAA